Molecule: messenger RNA, 651 nt
Organism: Aspergillus puulaauensis
Lineage: Eukaryota; Fungi; Ascomycota; Eurotiomycetes; Eurotiales; Aspergillaceae
Gene: SFT2
Product: putative Golgi traffic protein SFT2
Exons: 4
Coding region: 1-651 (216 amino acids)
Biological process (GO): vesicle-mediated transport
Cellular component (GO): membrane
Source: RefSeq, a predicted model, not a curated record
AUGGCAUCUACCACGUUCCGGGAUUCAGUGAACUCACUGGGCUGGUCGCGACGAGACGGCGAUGUCACAGCGAGCACCAACUCGUCCACCCCCUUCCUAUCGAGGUUGCAAUCCUAUAAUCCCUUUGGCCAAGGAGAUGGUUAUCUACACCUUCCCACACACGAAAACCCAGGAGCUCCCCUACCUGCUCCUAGUCGACGAGAGGAGGAGGAUGCUUUCUUUGCGCUAAGUCGAUGGGAUCGGAUGCUCAUCUUCUUUGCAUGCAAUCUUGGCGCCGCUGUCUGCUUCGUGAUUUGCUUUUUCCUAUUCCCAGUGCUCUCGAUCAAGCCCCGCAAAUUUGCCAUCCUGUGGUCUGUCGGAUCGUUACUUUUCCUGUUAUCAUGGGCGGUCCUCAUGGGACCCAUAAUCUACGCUAGGCAUCUGAUCUCUGGAUCACGCUUGCCCUUCACUGCCGCCUAUUUUGGGUCCAUCGCGUUGACUCUAUAUUUUGCUGUCGGACGCCAAUCCACUCUGCUCACCCUCAUCUCGUCCCUUUUCCAACUCGCCGCCCUCCUCUGGUAUGUCGUCAGCUACUUCCCUAUGGGCAGCUCGGGCCUGCAAUUCAUGGGUCGCUUCGGUGCCCAGCGCGUCACGUCCUGGAUGACUGGUUAG